AUGACAUUGGAGCAGCUGCUGAAAGACGGGGCCCGUGCGAUGGGCGAGACGCGGUACGAGGACGCGGUGGAGAUAUACUCCGAGGCGUGUCAGAUGGCGAACCUGGAGCAGGGGAAGGACGACCCGGACCUGAUGUUUCUGUACGGGAAGGCGUUGUUUGAGAACGCGGUGCAGAGCAGCGACGUGCUUGGCGGCGUGGGCAAGGGGAAGGAGGAGGAGGGAGAGAAGGGAGAGGUGAAGGGGGAGGGAGAGGGGGAGGGAGAGACGGCGAAGAGCGGUGGCGACGGGCAGUUCCAGUUCAGCUCGCGUCUAGCGGAGGAGGAAGAGGAGGAAGAGGAGGAGGCGGCGCAGAAGGCCGCCUCCGACUCCGACUCCGACGAGGAGGUGGAGGCGCCUGCGGACGGCGACGAGCCCGAGCAGGGCGACUUCGAGAUAGCGUGGGAGAUCCUCGACCUCACGCGGAUUCUCUACGAGCAGCAGCUGGCGGGCGUGGCGCCCGUGGCCGAGCCGUACGAGGCGCACGCGGCAGACAACCCGGACUUUGUGGCCAGGUACGGCCGGCUGUCGGACGUGUACAUGCUCAUGGGCGACAUCAGUCUGGAGACGGAGAACUUUCCGCAGGCGGCCGAGGACUACGAGAAGGCGAACGGCAUGCUUGAGCGGGCGUUUGCUGCUUGCAGCGGGCGGCGCCACGAGGCGCUGUUCAAGCUGUCGUUGGCGCACGAGUUUGUGGGCAGCGACGAGAGCGUGCAGCGGGCGGUGUCGUGCAUGGAGGCGUUGCUGGCGCUGGUGGAGCAGCGGGACGGUGCUGGCGGCGCCGCCGGCGCCGACGGCGCCAGUCUUGUGCACGAGGUGCGCAGCCGGUUGGCCGACCUGCGCACGCUGCAGCAACAGCGUGCUGCCGAGAAGGACCAGCUUGUGGCGCUGCUCAAGGGCGUCACCGCUGCUGCCACCGCUGCUGCCACCGAUGCUGCCCACCCCGGCCCCGUCACAGACUUGACGGGGCUGGUCAAGAGCCGCAAGAAGAAGAGCAAGCCUGGCCGGGUGGGCAAGCGGUAG
This is a messenger RNA of Pichia membranifaciens NRRL Y-2026, 1059 nucleotides long. RefSeq lists its product as hypothetical. Gene Ontology annotation, molecular function: histone binding. The coding region runs from base 1 to 1059 and encodes 352 amino acids. Lineage: Eukaryota; Fungi; Ascomycota; Pichiomycetes; Pichiales; Pichiaceae. Gene Ontology annotation, cellular component: nucleoplasm. The record is from RefSeq and is a predicted model, not a curated record. Gene Ontology annotation, biological process: CENP-A containing chromatin assembly; DNA replication-dependent chromatin assembly. The transcript has a single exon.